This is a messenger RNA of Telopea speciosissima, 767 nucleotides long. RefSeq lists its product as uncharacterized. NCBI's taxonomy places the organism in Eukaryota, Viridiplantae, Streptophyta, Magnoliopsida, Proteales, Proteaceae. Bases 62 to 745 code for a protein of 227 amino acids. The record is from RefSeq and is a predicted model, not a curated record. The transcript is spliced from 6 exons.
CAAAAGUUUCUGAGGCUUCGUUGAAAUUUCCGGGACUGUCGAAGGAGAAUCGGUUCUGGAGAUGGCAACGUUCUCUUUCCUUCGCAACAGAUACUGGAUUCUGAGACAUGGUAAAAGCAUUCCUAACGAAAGGGGCCUCAUCGUUGCUUCUAUGGAAAAUGGCAUACUUCCAGAAUUUCAGUUAGCGUCUGAAGGAGUUACUCAAGCACAAUUGGCAGGAGAAUCAUUCCAGAAGAAACUGAAGGAAAAUAAGAUACCGCUUGAAAAUGUUAGGAUUUGCUACUCUCCAUUUUCAAGAACAAGGCAUACGGCUGAGGUUGUUGCUUCGGUAUUGAAUCUUCCAUUUGAAGAUCCUCAGUGUAAGGUGGUGGAAGAACUCCGAGAACGGUUCUUUGGUCCGUCUUUUGAACUUCAGUCACAUGAUAAAUAUCCAGAGAUAUGGGAUCUUGAUGCGAAGGAUCCAUUCAUACAGCCAGAAGGUGGAGAAAGUGUUGCAGAUGUUGUUUCCAGACUUGCAACUGCUAUGGCAACCAUAGAGGCAGAGUUUCAUGGAUGCACUGUUUUGAUUGUCAGUCAUGGUGACCCUCUUCAAAUCCUACAAACAAUUCUCCAUUCAGCUAAUCAGCAGGCUGGAUCUACUGGUGGAGACAUUAUGUCAAGAUUACAAGCAGUUAGAAUUCCUUCUGUAAUGUCACAACAUCGGAAGUUUGCAUUAUCUACUGGAGAGCUCCGGCCAAUAUCGUAAUCAUUAGUUUGUCGAUUGAAAA